Molecule: messenger RNA, 1954 nt
Organism: Amoebophrya sp. A25
Lineage: Eukaryota; Dinophyceae; Syndiniales; Amoebophryaceae
Source: the annotation of a GenBank genome assembly
GUGAAGCACAAGGUACUAAACCCAUCAGCUCAACCACUCCAGAUCAACCUGUAUAACAAGAUGACCGGCAAUAGCAAAGCACCACUUCUUGCUAGAAGAGGUUCGUUCAACUCCCCGGAGAAUCUGAUUGCCCAUGAAGCGCCGAGACACCUCAGAGCACACGUACGACGAAUGCAGAUCGACGCGCAGCUAGCGUCUAUGCUGUACUUUAGAACGUUGGCGGAGCGAUCGGCAGGUAUUCAUGGCACCAGUCUCGAUAAGGCUGUGGAUCCAGUCACCAUGCAGGAGGUGGUUCAAAAUCGUCUAUUUGAGCCUGGAAGCAGCAGUAGCGAGCACGAAGAUAGCGCCAGCGAGAUCGAACACUUGCUGAAACAAGCGAGCAAGAAGCACGAGGCCGCUGCCGGGGGAUCUCCAGGCGAAAGCGUGGAUGGCAUUUUGGGCGGCGCAGGUGGUCUCUAUUCGACCAAAGAUGAGGGCAGUGACAGCGAUUCUCCGAAGUCUGGCGGUGGUGCUGGUGGUGCAAAACGAUCCUCAAAUAAACGCUCAUCUCCAAAGUCGGGCGGAAACGAUGCUUCAGGCGGUAAACGCUCAUGGCGGAAGAGUUCCUCACACCGUGGUCGAGAGAUGUUCAAGCAUUGGCCUGUGGUGCACCACAGCCAUCCGAGUUUUAUGGAUCGGCCUCCGAGCACAGACGAGGAGAUGAACGAUCGACGUAAGCGUGAUCGCAUGAAAUCGCGACACCAGAGGCAUUCAGGACCUAAACAAGCUAAACUACACGAAAAACGUCAGAUCACAAUGACAAGAGCACAAAUGUACUUGCUGGAAAAGGGGAUUGCGGAAACGGCGUUGCCGCCACAUAUCAUGGCUUUUCUCCAAAGCGAGGACCACACAUUGGCACCGAUUUCCUCCGUUGGCGAUCCACGUUCUAUGUUUGCCUCAGAGUUCGUCCACAACGCUUACGAUUUCCUCAAACAGGGCACGCCGCCAGCAUUACUCCGAGACGCCAAACGCAGAGAAAAUCACCGCUUAUACCGUUGGCUCAAGCAUACGAAGGCAAAGGGAGGCAAAGCUGUGACGCUGAAUUGGCUUGCGACUAGUGCGAAUGCCUACACCAGUGGAUUGGACCGCAAGUUGCGACGCAACGUGUUGGGCACAUUGUAUGAAGAAACUGAACAGCAGGCUCUGCUACAUCAGGAACAGGACAACGCCGGAGGCGCUUCUCGUCAGGCUCUGCUACAUCAGGAACAAGAACAGGACAACGCCGGAGGCGCUUCUCGUCUUCUAAAUGGUAAUGUUAAGGGUUACCACAUUGCAUUCUUCACUACCAUCCUUGACUUUUUUUCCAGUAGGAAAAGGGUCAGGGAUGAUCUGAAGAAUGUAAUGUCGCAACCUCUAAUAAUGGGUCCUCAUCGAACGGUGCAGCUGGCGGAAGCGUCGUCAAAUUUGCUGACGAGCAAGGUCUAGGAGGUGCAGAACAGCGAAAAGAAGAUACUGGUUUAUUUGUAGGUGCUCGUGGCGAGUCCAUCUUCGAGGAUCUAACAGAUUCGGAGGAUCUAAUAGAUUCGGAGACGUCUGCAUCCAUAGGCAAUAAUUCCCAACAAGGACUCCUUAAGUCUCCACGGUUAGGUGGCAGCAGCGAUCCCUCUGGCAGUGCCGCAGGUGGAGACAACGAUGCUAGUGCUGGCUCUCCUAGUGCUGGUAAAAAGAUUCCAUCUGCGUUCCGUGAAGAAAUCGUGAUGAACAACCGCUUGCCCGACUUGAAGCAGAAGAUCUACGAGACGUCGCUGCUGCAGAGUGCUGGCGGAACCGGGUUUGACCAUGAGACGACUACCUUCGAAGAAUUCGAACAGCUUUUGGCCGAAAAGCAAGCUAGGUUGCGUGCAUUGCGCACCAAACAGCUGGAAGAGCGUGGACCGUUGCCGAAGAGGUUCUUUGCGAUCCGCGACAAAACCCC